Penicillium atrosanguineum is the source of this 1842-nucleotide messenger RNA. RefSeq lists its product as uncharacterized. The record is from RefSeq and is a predicted model, not a curated record. The transcript has a single exon. NCBI's taxonomy places the organism in Eukaryota, Fungi, Ascomycota, Eurotiomycetes, Eurotiales, Aspergillaceae. Bases 1 to 1842 code for a protein of 613 amino acids.
AUGCCCGUUACUGAUGGAUGCCUACACGAGACAGAUAUUUUCCUCUCUCCUCUUAAGCCACCGACGAAAUCUAGCGUCUCUGCUGAGGCUAUCAAUGCGUCUCUAUACUAUCUCCAUGUCGCGACGCCCGACGACGAUACGCUGCUGCAGGAAGUCGAGCAGGAGCGGGAGGAGGCGGCUCAGCGCCGGAGGGAGGCCUUGGAGGUGUCCGGCGCAGACGCAGAUGAUCCUACACAGCGCGAAUUCCUUCGUAUGAACAAUGUUCGAAGGAAACCAGUGGGCGGCAAGGAUCUAGAACCGGACGAUGAGGGGCCGACGCAGCAGAACUACGCGCCUCAAGCUCCAGCAGAACUUCCAGCAGCACCGCCACCCUUGCCGCGCCGACCUGUUCCCACGCCUCAACUUUCGACGGAAAAUAUGUCUUUCGCUGGGACGCCUGUGGCCAAUGCGCAGCAACAUCCUGGAAGUCGACCUAUACCGGCAUUGCCGAGUCCGACAACCCCAAACACUCUCCAGCGGAGGCCUCUGCCACCCGUGCCACCCACUGAAGAGCCGUGGAAUGAGCACCCAGCAGGCGGAGACGAGCCUCGAAAGACAAAUCGGUGGACCACUUUUACCGGAAACCGUGGACUAGAAGCUUGGAAGGAGGGAUAUGAAGCUCCAUCCGCAGGCCGACAUAGUCUUGAUGCCAACAGGCCGCCGUUGCCGCCACGCCCAACGUCACAGGACCGUCCAGGUUCGGCAAAUAGAAGUCCAGGUGGCUCUCCUCAUCGGCAGCGAAGAGGCCCAUCAGUCCCUGCAAACAACUCAGGCUUCACUAUUACACUUAUCCGACGUGAUCCCUCAUCGGGGACGCAAUGGAAUGUUGCAACGAUUACGGCGCCACGACUGGACCGCAAUAAUAUUGAUAUUGAGAUAGCUACACCGGGAUAUAACCGAUUUACCGGGUCCAAUGAGCCGCUCUCACUCGCAAGCCUGGCUGCCAAUCUGCCUCCAGGCUUGAUCCGCACCGCCGAAACUGCCAUGCCACAGCCCCUCCCAGUCGAGCAACCAAGUGAGAAGCCAUUGGGUCCACGCAAAUUCCACCGCCGAGUCUGCGUCUCCAAACCAUUCGACGACUCAACCGGCACCCGCAACCCCUCCGACCUCAAGAGCGGCUACUACGUCUUCAACUCACCCUGGAACGGCACCUGCACAUUCUCCAGCAGCGUCAAUGGCCGCAGUCUGAAAUGUAAACACAUGAUCUCCGGUCCAGGUCAUGUCCCAGUAGGCGAAGGCGAGAACUCCAAUCCCGCUGUGACGGUGGCCGAAAUCCGCUUCAACACUCCAUUUCAAGCCGCCAAUCUACACUACCAUACCUCAAAUCGGACACACGGACACUCCUUCGCCCAAAACCCAACUCACAAUCUCCCCCCAUCUCCAGACUCACCAACGCAUCCGAACCUGGCUGCUUCGAAACGCAAUUCCUUCUCAAACCUCUUAAACCCAAAUACCUACUCUCGACCACGUGCACACUCGGGUCCUAAUGCGCCUAUCCCGGAACACUCGCGUCAACCCAUGAGUCCGGCGCAUAUCCUGCGGCGGACAUCUCUCCGAGCCCAGCGCUUCGCGCGCCAGAAUCAAUUCCAGCAUCACCGGCGCAGCACGAGUACGAGUAGUGGUGGGGCAGAUUCAGACGAAGAUAGACUUGAUCUAUCACUUGCGCGAGAGCUAGCAGGCGGUGGAAUGCGCGGGAAGAGCGCGAAGCUGGGAAAGUUGAUUAUCGAAGACGAGGGGAUCAAAAUGUUGGAUCUUGUAGUCGCGGCUUGUAUGGCUGUUUGGUGGCGUGGGUACUACCACUGA